AUGACAUCCACCGGCAGCGCGCCAACCCUCGCGCCCACACGAGAAACCUCGACUCCCUCCCAAAUUCUCACCUCCUCCAUCUCCUCCCUCUCCUCCCCAACCCGGCAAACCACCUCCCAUAUAUCCAAAAUCUACCGACAGGCCUCGACGCUCUUUCUGACGCGGCGCCUCCCCGAAUCCCUCUCUACGAUCCUCCCAGUCAUCACAUCUCCUCCCGACGAGAACAACCCCGGCGCAGUACUCGACGCCGCACCCGUAUCGAAAGCCGGAAAGACGACCAGAGUCAAGGUGUGGAGCUUAUACCUGACCAUUUUGAACGCAGUGCUGGAGCUGGAUCCCGAGGAAGGGAAGCUGGCGUUCGGGGGCGCCGAGUGGAGGGCGCUGGUGCAGAAGGUGCGCGACGGUGAGGUCUGGGAAGACGUAGUAAGGGAUGGAUAUGGGGGAGUGGAAGGGGACGUGGAUUCGGAUGUUGUGAUAAACUUAGCAACCCUUCUUCUAGCCCACGCCCGCUCGCAAAAAAUCAACCAAGCCCGGCUCGAGACCUAUCUCGCAACUUCCUCUCACCCCACCAUCCCCUCGCAAAUCCCCUCUUCCUCCGACCCUCAUGUCUCGACGCGGCGGCCAUCCGUAGCAAAGAAUGCUUCUGGCACAGACACUCCCCGCGAUCUGACAGCGCGCGUCAAAAUUCUCGAGCUCUAUACCCUGCACGUCUUACUGCGAAACAACGAGUGGGACUACGCCCGUGAAUUCAUAACCAUCUCCUCGGUCCUCGACGAGGAGCGCCGCGAAGCCUUCUUACAGGCGCUGCAAUCCUUAAAGGAAGAGCAGUUUGAAGCGGAACGUAGAGAAAAUGAAGAGAGGCGGUACCAGGAAGAGCAGUUGAAGAGAGACAUUGAAGAUGCGCGGAGGCGGCGCAUCGAGAGCGAAGAGAGAGAGAGGAGGAGAGAAGACGAAGAACGGCUACGGAGGGCGAGGAAGAAGGGAGGUGUAGCGGGGAGUGAAGUCGACUAUGGCGUCGACGAAACUCCGCGACCGGGAUCAUCGAAAUCUCGAGCCUCUGCGAAAGGGUCCUCGAAAGGCACGUACCCUUCCUCGGGCAAAAAAACGAAUCCUGCAUCCCCGCCAACGUCGCGGCCAGCUAAGAACACAGCGGCCAAGAUCCCGCCUACGCUCCUCAAACGAGCCGGCAACAUCAUCUCCAACAUUCAGAGACUGGUAUCGGGCAUGGCGGGGAACUUCCAGACGCGGCCGCUGUUCUUGAUGCAAUUCCUGGCGUUCUUGAUUGGCUUCCUGGUGUUGAUCAGUCGGCAGGGUGUCAAGGAGAGGCUGAAGAAGCUGAUAGGCGGUGCAUGGGGGAAGGUGAGGAGUACGGCGGGAAUGGGAGUGAAGGUUAGCUAUAUCUGA
Drepanopeziza brunnea f. sp. 'multigermtubi' MB_m1 is the source of this 1404-nucleotide messenger RNA. RefSeq lists its product as uncharacterized. Lineage: Eukaryota; Fungi; Ascomycota; Leotiomycetes; Helotiales; Drepanopezizaceae. The record is from RefSeq and is a predicted model, not a curated record.